This is a messenger RNA of Acanthosepion pharaonis, 888 nucleotides long. The record is from the annotation of a GenBank genome assembly. Lineage: Eukaryota; Metazoa; Mollusca; Cephalopoda; Sepiida; Sepiidae.
AUGUUUUUCUUUUAUUUGGCUCUUCAUUUCUCUCUUGAAGAAUGGAAACAGAACUCUCUCUCUCUCUCUCUCUCUCUCUCUCUCUGUCUAUUUCACAUUGAUUCACAUCUCUUUCUCUCUCUCUCUCUUUUAGUCUUUGUAUCAAUUUCCUUCUCAGCUCAGUCGAUUCACAUCUCUCUAAGACUAUUUAUUCAUUUCCUUCACAUCUAUCUGUCUCUUUUGAUUCACAUCUCUCCAUUUCCUUCACAUCUCUCUCAUUCUUUACUCUUUUUGUCUCUUCUCUUCUCCUCUUCCCUUCUUUUUCCUUUCCCCUUUCUCUCUCCCUUUUCCAUUUUUCUUGCUUAUCCCUUUGUCUUUAUUUUCUACCUUUUCUCUUUCUUGACUCCUUACUUUUUCUCUUUUUCUCACUAUUUUUCUACUUUCCCUUCUUUUUGUAUUGUCUGUUCUCCUGUGUUCUUUCUUUCCUUUCUCACUUUUCUUUAUUCUCUACUCUUUCUUUUUGUACUUACCUUUCUUUUCACUUACGUUUUUUUUCUUUACUCUCCUCUCUUUUCUUACUUUUAUUUAAUCUCUUUUCUUUUCACUUGCUCUCUCUCUCUCCAUUUUACUUACUGCCUGUUCUUGUUUUCUCAAGAAAAAGAAAAUCCCCUCCACCCACUAUUUAUUCUUUUGUCUUUCUUUCUCCAUACAUUUUGCUUUCUCUCAUUUUUUCUUUCUCACUUGCCUUUUCUCCCCAUUUAUUGUUCUAUCUCUUUUUUUUCUUUUAAUAUUAUUUGCUUUCUUUCUUUUUUUUCUAAUACACUGCCCCUCUUUAUAAGUAAUCUUUCUUUCUUUCCCCUAUUUAUUCUUUACUUUCUUUUCUUUCUAACACACAGCUCUUCUUUAUAA